UGCCUGGAGAAUCCUAUGGACAGAGGAGAGCCUGGUGGGCUGCAGUCCAUGGGAUCACAAAGAAUCAGACACGACUGAGCGACUUUCACUCACUCACUCACUCACUCACGACUCUUAUGCUGAAUGGAGGUGCUUGGUCUCCUUGGGAAGAGAGGAUAUGUGGGUAAAACCGUGGGGAAUUCUCCCCUACAGGGGCCUGCUGGCUAAUAACAUACUGGGCUGUAAAGAGUGACCUCAUAAAGCAAGGAUUCCCUCUGUGGACACUUCUCUGUGACCUUGUGGAAUCUAGAUGCGAGGAGAUUCCUAAGCAGAGAUUUUCUGUUGGAUGGUUAAAGCAAGGAAUAAAAAUUGAAAAUUUGGAAAAUGUCUCAGCACUUUUAUCACCAGGACCAUGCAAGAAUCCUUUCUAACUCACUGUUCGAGAAUGCGUCACAGAUAUUCUAUGAGAAAUUAUGGAAAUUUCAGAGGAAAGAUACUCAGUUUCAGGCAUUUGUGAAGAAAGUCAUAAUGAGUCGUCUCUUUAAGAUAAUUAUGAUUAGCACCGUCUCAAUGAAUGCAUUUUUUAUGGUCUUGUGGACUGAUUAUAAAACAAGAUACAGCUUGUUCAGACUUUUUGAGGUCUCAGAGCUCAUCUUUGUGUCCAUCUAUAGCUCUGAGUUCUGCAUGAAGCUCUAUGUGGACCCCAUCAACUACUGGAAGGAUGGCUACAAUCUGCUCGAUGUGGUCAUUAUCAUCAUCAUCUUCAUCCCCUACAGUCUCCGCAAGAUCAAGGGCAAGCACUACCCCUACCUCAACAUUGCCGACGGUGUACAAUCCCUGCGCAUCCUCAAGCUUAUCACCUACAGCCGUGGCAUCCGGACACUCAUCACUGCCAUGGGGCAAACAGCCUACACCGUGGCCUCCGUGCUCAUCCUCUUCUUCGUCCUGAUGUACAUCUUCGCCAUCCUGGGCUUCUGCCUGUUUGGGCUUCCAGAGGGAGGUGACAUGAAUAACUGGGGGAACCUGGCUUUGGCCUUCUUCACCCUCUUCAGCUUGGCCACGGUCGAUGGCUGGACAGACCUGCAGGAGCAGCUGGAUGCCCGGAAUUUGAUUCUGAGCCGCUCAUUCACCAUCAUCUUUAUCUUGCUUGCCUCCUUUGUGUUCCUCAGCAUGUUUGUGGGUGUGAUGAUCAUCCACACUGAGGACUCCAUCAAAAAGUUUGAGCGGGAGCUGAUGCUGGAGAGACACAUGAACCUCAUGGAAGAGAAGCAGGUGAUUUUGAAGCGGCAGCAGGAAGAGGUCGGCAAGCUGCUGCAGACCCAGAAAGAUCUUGACCACAAGAGUUUCACUGAACUGGUGGAGAAGUUUAAGAAGACCUUGCGGCACACGGACCCCAUGGUCUUGGAUGAUUUUGGCACUAGCCUGCCCUUCAUUGACAUCUACUUGUCCACCCUGGACAACCAGGAUGCUACCAUCUACAAGCUUCAGGAGCUGUACUAUGAGAUCGUGCACGUGCUGAGCCUCAUGCUUGAAGACUUGCCCCAGAAGAAGCAGUCCCAGUCCUCGGAGAAGGUCGAUGAGAAGUAGCUGGAUGUGGGCACCCAGCCAC
Molecule: messenger RNA, 1588 nt
Organism: Dama dama (fallow deer)
Lineage: Eukaryota; Metazoa; Chordata; Mammalia; Artiodactyla; Cervidae
Gene: CATSPER3
Product: cation channel sperm associated 3
Exons: 8
Coding region: 364-1566 (400 amino acids)
Biological process (GO): transmembrane transport; monoatomic ion transport
Cellular component (GO): membrane
Molecular function (GO): monoatomic ion channel activity
Source: RefSeq, a predicted model, not a curated record